AUGCCUUCUAACAACAAUUUCUCUCUAAUUUCACUUCUUUCCUUUACAAUUUUACUUUCUCUCGCCAAUUUCACCCUUUCGAAUAACAAUAACUUAAAGAUUGCUUCCUUUAAUACUGCUCUAGUACCUGGCACACCAGUCAAUGUCAAGAAAAUCAUAGAAACCAUACCAAAAGACCUCGAUGUAGUCUUUCUCCAAGAAGUUUGGCUCCAAUCUCAUUCCCACCUAAUUGCUGAAGAGCUGAAAUCCUCAUAUCCAUACUCCUUCCAUGGACACAAGGAAGUUUUGAAUGAAGCAUCUUGUACGGAUGAUUCAUUCCAUAGAUUCGCUCUUCCUUUCCUUCAUUGUGUCCGUGAAAAUAAUUUGACACUUUCGUGGACAACUUUGGGACCAUGUGCUGAAUUUUUGAGUCGAGCUGCCUAUGGAAAUUUUAAAUGUAUAUCCUGUGUCCUGACAUCUAUCGUUGAGAAUAAGAAUAUGGCCAAUUGUUACACUCCUGGACACACAGGUCAGGAAUUUCUCUAUGACGGCUCCAAUGGAUUGAUGGUUCUGAGUAAGACACCAAUCUCACGUGCCAAUUACACUUCCUAUCCUUCAUUUUUAUUGAGUAGAGGAUUAUUAGAGAUGUGUAUCAAUGGUUUAUAUAUUAUGGAAUCACACUUUCCUUUUAAUUUUGGGAUUGACUUGCCAGUAAUGUAUCAACCAGAGUUUUCUAGGAUGGUUAUCAUGAAGAGACCUAAUAUCUUGGUUGGCGAUUUGAAUAGUGGACCAAUGACGCAACCAGAAGGUUAUGAGACACUUGCUGGAUAUGGAUAUCAGUCAAUUGAUCCAAAUAAGGCAACUUUUUGUGUGAAUGGAUUAAAUUGGGAAAGUGGCGAUUGUUCUGAUGAUCCAGAAAGAAAUACUGGAAUGGAUCAUAUCAUGGUUGAUAAAUUUAGUAGAAUUUUGGAAUGGAAUUUCAAUAAUUCCUUCAAACUCCAAUUAUUUGGAGACUCAACUCCAACUCCGAGUGAUCAUUUGGGUAUCACAACUGAGCUGAAUUAUAAUAUGGCUAGAAAACAUCCAUAUUGUGUCUAA
Messenger RNA from Naegleria gruberi, 1077 nucleotides. RefSeq lists its product as uncharacterized. NCBI's taxonomy places the organism in Eukaryota, Heterolobosea, Eutetramitea, Acrasida, Naegleriidae. Gene Ontology annotation, molecular function: catalytic activity. The record is from RefSeq and is a predicted model, not a curated record. Bases 1 to 1077 code for a protein of 358 amino acids. The transcript has a single exon.